Molecule: messenger RNA, 1802 nt
Organism: Juglans microcarpa x Juglans regia
Lineage: Eukaryota; Viridiplantae; Streptophyta; Magnoliopsida; Fagales; Juglandaceae
Product: light-inducible protein CPRF2-like
Exons: 6
Coding region: 124-1524 (466 amino acids)
Biological process (GO): regulation of DNA-templated transcription
Molecular function (GO): DNA-binding transcription factor activity
Source: RefSeq, a predicted model, not a curated record
UGACCAAUGAGCCCCGAUUCCCAGCGCCAAGUCAGCAAACCAGAUAAAAAGCAGCCUUCGAGAAAGGGAAACAACAAAGAGAGAACGAGAAGAACAAGGGACAGGAAUUGAACAUAGAAUAGAAUGGAUAGGGUGUUUUCAGUGGAGGAAAUUUCCGACCAAUUCUGGUCGGCCCCUCUCAGGCCGCCGCCUCCGCCGCCACACUCCCAGUCCCGGCCACCUUCUUCCGGAAGUGUAUCAUUGGACGAAUCUUCAAGAAUGAACCGAAGCGAGUCCGAGUGGGCCUUUCAACGUUUUCUCCAGCUCGAGGCCGCCUCCAACGCUGAGACCCAGACCGAAACCAAGACCGAGACAUCAUCUGCCGUCCAGCCGAACAAAGACGUUGUCGUCGAGAUCGGGGACGACGAGGGCAACACCAAGAAUGCUAAUAAUAUUAGUAAUCAAAAUAAUAUUAUUCGGAACAAGUCUCCCACCAGUACCGCUUCCACGUCGUCUUUCGGCGAGAGCUGCACAGCGCCCUUUAAUGCACCUCCUCCCAAUAUCCCCAUCGAUUCCGACGAGUACCAGGAUUUCCUUAAAAGCAAGCUAAAUCUUGCUUGUGCUGCUGUGGCUUUAACUCGGGGACCUCUAGUGAAACCCCAAGAUUCUGCUGCUUUAUCUGAUAAUGGAUUACAGGCUUCCAAUACUUCACAACUGGUAUCCCAAGCCCCUUCUAAAGGAGCUGGGUGUGAUUCAUCCUGGUCACGAGAAAAGGACUCUAAUGGAUCACUUGGAAUUCCCUCCUUACCUGUGCAAAAGAAAUCUGGGGUCCCAGCUAGGCCAACAACAAGUGGAUCAUCGAGAGAACAGUCAGAUGAUGAAGAAGUUGAAGGAGAAAAUGAACUAACUGAGAAUAUGGAUCCUACUGAUGCAAAACGUGUAAGGAGGAUGCUUUCCAAUAGAGAGUCGGCUAGACGCUCAAGAAGAAGAAAGCAGGCUCAUUUGACUGAGCUUGAGACACAGGUUGCUCAACUAAGAGUUGAAAAUUCUUCCCUUUUAAAGCGUCUUGCUGAGAUCACCCAGAAGUACAAUGAAGCAGCUGUUGACAAUAGAGUUUUAAAAGCAGAUGUCGAAACAUUGAGAGCAAAGGUUAAGAUGGCAGAGGAGACUGUCAAAAGAAUUACUGGACUGAACCCUUUGUUUCAUGCCAUGUCUGAUAUAUCCUCAAUGGGAAUGCCAUCAAUUAAUGGAAGCCCUUCUGACACAUCAACGGAUGCUGCUGUGCCUGUGCAAGAUAACUCAAAUCAUCACUUUUUUCAACCUGGUAUGAACAAUAAUAUGACCACUCAUGAUAUGGGAGUCAACAAUGGCUUGGCAGACGUUACUUCUGUUGAAAAUGUGCAGCGAAAUUCUUCAGUAGCUGCAGUAGUAGGAAGCAGGAUGGAAAGAACAGCUUCCAUGCAGCGAGUGGCUAGUUUGGAGCAUCUUGAGAAGCGGAUCCGUGGGGGCACAAGUCCUUGUGGAACCCAGUCCAAUGGGGAGUAGUAGCAAGUAGAACAACCCAGAUGUGAACCAUCUUCCUUGGGAUGAUUUUUAGAAUGGAGAAUGAUCUCACUGCAGUACUAUUUUUUGGUUUUGCUGUAUGUAAGAAAGCCUAUGUUGAAACGGGAAGAAAAACGCCGUUAAUUGAACCUCUUAUGUAUUUAGCUUUACUGAUCAUUGUGAUGAUAAAUUUGACACUAUUCUGUCAAAAUGGUUGUAGACAAACAAGAUGAACUCCUAACAACACUUGGGGAUGAAUAAGAUAUGUCAAAUUUCCGAUU